UGUUAUGUAACUUCAGGAUGAAAACAAGUUCACCUUGCACUCGUCGCCCCCUCCUGGACACUCAGCUGUUCAAGUUCAACCUACAUGUUACCAGUGUCACUGCAACUGAAGGAACAGUACAAUACUGUACUUUUACUUUUACUUUAACAACAGUACUCGCGUAGUGUAUGUGGAGAUUGUAGUGCCAGAAUGAUGUUUACCGAUUGUCCAUCUAUGACUAAUGAGGAAAACUUGUUACUCCGAAACCAGCAUAUUGCGGAGUCAUGUGAGCUUCAUUUCAACAAUGAUCCCAUGAAGAUUGUUAGAUCAAAAGACCAAUACUUGUAUGAUGAAUUUGGCAACCAAUACCUUGAUUUUGUGUCCAGGAUUACAAAUGUGGGCCACUGCAACACAGCUGUAGUUGCUGCAGCAUGCAGUCAGAUGGCUCAGCUAGGAUUGGCAGUCGGAACUGAUGUGGUCAAGAUGCAGCAUCGCCUCGCGACUCUGCUGCUCGAGACUUUGCCUCCCAACUUCGAGGUUGUCCUCUUCACCAGCUCUGGUGCAGAAGCAAACGACCUUGCUCUUCAGAUGGCUCGCAACUACACCAACAGAAAAGACCUCGUGGUUGUGGACGGCUCAUUCCACGGCACUGGCAAUUUGCUAGCUGACAUCAGUCCUCGCGCCUUCAAGAUAUCUCCUGAAGGCAAGAAGCCGUGGGUUCAUGUAGUGCCAGUACCGGACAUGUACCGAGGUCCGUACACCAGCGACGACCCUGAGGCUGGAGAAAAGUACUUCCAGGAUGCCAAGAGAGUGCUGGAGCUUGUCUCCGUCAACAAUCAUGAGAUCGCUGGGUUCAUCUGUGAGCCGGUGAUGGUUGUGCAUGGGAUGGUGAUUCCUCCUCAUGACUGGCUGGGGAAGAUGUACAGCUACAUCAGGGAGCUCGGAGGCAUCGUAGUUGCAGAUGAGAUUCAGUGUGGGAUGGGUCGUACAGGAGAGACGUUCUGGGGAUUCCAGGGGCAGAACGCAGUGCCCGACAUACUGACUGUUGGCAAACCUCUGGGCAACGGGCAUCCUAUCGGGGCCGUCAUCACCUCCAGAAAGAUAGCUGCUACAAUCAAAAAUGCUGAACAAAUUUACAAAUGUGACCCAGUGGGUGCAGCCAUCGCUGCCACAGUGAUGACGGAGAUGAAAGACAGACAACUGAUGGAUAAUGCUCGAAGGUUGGGCAAUAUGAUGGCAGAAGGCUUCCAGUUACUGCAGAGGUCCCACCCCAUCAUCGGUGAUAUUAGGCACAAAGGGAUCGUUAUUGGAGUGGACAUUGUCUAUUCUAGCGAUUGUAUGAAACCUGCUACUGAAAUGGCUGAGGAAAUCAGCAAUGGCCUGAGAAAGGAGAGACUUCUCGUUGGAUGCGAGGGGGAGUACAAGAAUGUGUUGCUCUUCUUGCCAGCGUUGUGCAUCACGGAUAGCGAUGUUGAAUGCGUCAUAAAGACACUUGACCAGGUAUUGCGCUGCGUCGAGCUGUCAUAUAUGGACGACAUCUAUGACAUUAUCAACUCCCCUUCCCCUGGUGAAUUGGAACCUAGCACAAGUUUUGGAGUGCAGCCAUCACCAGACAAUCACAUUUUCAUAAGCACAUCUCAACACCCUUACGAUGCCUUGGACUGACAAUAGUUUUAACAACUAGUAUUAAUUUUUGACAUGCAUAAUAUUUUUGUGAUCUCCUUAAUUAACAUUGUAAAUACAUAUGGUUAUUUAAUACAUUUUUUAUGAGUUUCAAA
Messenger RNA from Macrosteles quadrilineatus (aster leafhopper), 1757 nucleotides. Its product is annotated as 5-phosphohydroxy-L-lysine phospho-lyase-like. The transcript has 11 exons. Gene Ontology annotation, cellular component: mitochondrion. The coding region runs from base 190 to 1644 and encodes 484 amino acids. Gene Ontology annotation, molecular function: transaminase activity; pyridoxal phosphate binding. Lineage: Eukaryota; Metazoa; Arthropoda; Insecta; Hemiptera; Cicadellidae. The record is from RefSeq and is a predicted model, not a curated record.